AUGUACAUUCUCAUUUAUGUGGAUGACAUUUUGAUCACCUGCGCAGACAAGCAUGCUAUUGAUGAGUUGUUAAAAUCGCUCCAUAGUGACUUUGCAAUCAAGGAUUUGGGAAGUCUGAAUUUUUUCUUGGGUAUUAAAGCUAUUAAGUCAAAUGGGCAGCUUAUAUUAUCUCAACAUAGGUACAUGAUAGAUAUACUUCAAAAGAAAAAAAUGCAUGAAGCUAAACCCAUUAGUACUCCCAUGGCUACCUCUAUUAAUCGUAGUGCUUUUGACAGUGAAGAUUUCAGUGACCCAACACUUUUUCGUAGCACAGUUGGUGCUUUCCAGUACUUGUUAGUCACUAGGCCAGACAUAGCUUUCACUGUUAACAAGUUAUCUAAGUUCAUGCAUAAACUGAAACUUGCCCACUGGCAGUCAGCUAAAAGAGUACUUCGGUAUCUAAAACAAACUAUUAACUAUGGUCUUGUAUUUAGCAAGUCAAGCAACAAAACUUUCCAAGCAUUUUUAGAUGCUGACUGGGCUGGGUCUUGUGAUGAUCAACGAUCGGCGAUCGACUGGAGGAUUUUGUGUGUUCCUCGGGCCAAAUGUUAUCUCAUGGAGUUGCAAAAAGCAAGCAACAGUUGUUCAUUCAAGCACUGA
This is a messenger RNA of Juglans microcarpa x Juglans regia, 639 nucleotides long. RefSeq lists its product as uncharacterized. The coding region runs from base 1 to 639 and encodes 212 amino acids. The record is from RefSeq and is a predicted model, not a curated record. The transcript has a single exon. Lineage: Eukaryota; Viridiplantae; Streptophyta; Magnoliopsida; Fagales; Juglandaceae.